AUGAAUAAUAUUUCUGGACAAUUCCGUAAAACAAUAUGGGAUCCAUUUCUUAUUAUAUCUCAAAUAAUUGCUAUUCAAACAGUGAUGUAUUUUUGUCUUGGAUUAUGGAUUUGGAUUGUUGCAUCAUAUAUAGGAUCCACAAAAUCAUUAGAUUAUGUUUUCCAUUAUAAAGAAAUCCAUGUUAGAGAUUUUGCUGGUCAGUUUAUUAUAAUUAUUUUUAUUUUAAAUGCAUUGAUUGGAGCAAUUGCGUUAUGGUGGCUAGUACAGAGAACAAAACAAUGUAUGGAUUUUGCAUGUACAGCACAUUUAAUACAUUUGUUAUGCUGUUGGGCAUAUAAUGCAAGUUUUCCAUCAACUUUUAGUUGGUGGUGUUUAAAUAUUAUAUCUUUAAGUAUAAUGUGUGUCUGUGGUGAAUUCCUCUGUAUGAAAACCGAAUUGCAAGCAAUACCAUUAAGUAUGAAUAGCCAAAAAACAGCUUUAUAAAAAUUUAUUACUAAAGUCAAAUUUUGUUUAGAAAAUUUAUUAUUGUUUCAUAAAUUAAAAAGUUUAAAAUAUAUAAAUAAAAGAGAUCUUGUCCUAUGUA
Apis cerana (Asiatic honeybee) is the source of this 583-nucleotide messenger RNA. It is a transcript of the gene Sys1, whose product is annotated as Sys1 golgi trafficking protein. Gene Ontology annotation, cellular component: Golgi membrane; trans-Golgi network. Lineage: Eukaryota; Metazoa; Arthropoda; Insecta; Hymenoptera; Apidae. Gene Ontology annotation, biological process: Golgi to endosome transport; protein localization to Golgi apparatus; Golgi to plasma membrane protein transport. The record is from RefSeq and is a predicted model, not a curated record.